Aspergillus homomorphus CBS 101889 is the source of this 733-nucleotide messenger RNA. RefSeq lists its product as uncharacterized. The coding region runs from base 98 to 523 and encodes 141 amino acids. The record is from RefSeq and is a predicted model, not a curated record. Lineage: Eukaryota; Fungi; Ascomycota; Eurotiomycetes; Eurotiales; Aspergillaceae. The transcript has a single exon.
GAAGACUUAUAUAUUGUCAAUAUACGGGUCUGACGAACAUCACCCACUCCCUCAGCUGCCAAAGAGCCCCUUUGAAGAUCUAGAAGCGUCGCCAAACAUGAUCGUCAAACUUCUCUUCAUUGCCAUUUUUACGUUUGUCUCUACCCUGUCCCCUCCUGUGCUUGCUUUACCUAGCGAGCCCGAGUCGGGUAAUGGUAUGCCACCUAGCGUGGGCCUCCUCCCACUCAUCAAAUACCUGCAGAGACUUGGCAUAGCAGGUGUCAAGCUCGACAGAACUCUUCAGACAUCGAAAUUUGACCCCGACAGCCUCCAGAACAUCGGAAGACUGUCAGAUGAUAUAGAGGAUCUGGUGACUCAAGCAACAGGCGAAGCCGCAACGCUAGAGGUUCUUGACCCUAUCCGCAGCUCCCAACUGACCAAGAAUGCGCUGCUCAUGAAACCUGUUUUUGGGCACUUGCUAAACGUCAUUGCCAUGGAAGUAAGUUUGCAAUUGUCACCGAUUUGGUCGUGUCAGGAAGGGUGACGGCACUGCUGACAUAUAAACAACAGAAAGACGAAUUAUGCGAGGCGGAGUACUGUGAGGAGAUGCACGAUUUCUUGACCUGGAUGCGAGUGCAGUGUCACGGUCUCGCCGAAUCAUUGCGGGAAAUCACCCAAUUUGGGGAUGGGAAGCUCAUUGAGAUCUGUGCGGGUGCGAUCGAUAAGCAGUAUGCAAACACCAUCGUCCAGUACG